Molecule: messenger RNA, 1338 nt
Organism: Puma concolor (puma)
Lineage: Eukaryota; Metazoa; Chordata; Mammalia; Carnivora; Felidae
Gene: GSDMA
Product: gasdermin A
Biological process (GO): pyroptotic inflammatory response; defense response to bacterium
Molecular function (GO): phosphatidylinositol-4-phosphate binding; phosphatidylinositol-4,5-bisphosphate binding; phosphatidylserine binding
Source: RefSeq, a predicted model, not a curated record
AUGACCAUAUUUGAAAAUGUCACCCGGGCCCUGGCCAGACAGCUAAACCCUAGAGGGGACCUGACACCCCUUGACAGCCUCAUAGACUUCAAGCGCUUCCAUCCCUUCUGCCUGGUGCUGAGGAAGAGAAAGAGCACUCUCUUCUGGGGUGCCCGAUAUGUCCGCACUGACUACACCCUCCUGGAUGUGCUUGAGCCUGGCAGCUCACCUUCAGAUCCAACAGACUCUGGGAACUUUAGCUUUAAGAAUAUGCUGGAUGCCCGAGUGGAGGGAGAAGUGGACAUGCCAAAGACAGUCAAGGUGACGGGGACUGCAGGGCUGUCCAGAAGCAGUACCCUGGAGGUCCAGACACUCAGUGUGGCUCCCAAGGCUCUGGAGACCUUGCACCAGGAGAGGAAGCUGUCAGCUGAGCACCCGUUCCUGAAGGAGAUGCGAAACCGAGGGGAGAACUUGUAUGUGGUGAUGGAGGUGGUGGAGACCGUGCAGGAGGUCACUCUGGAGAGAGCUGGCAAGGCGGAGGGUUGCUUCUCCCUCCCAUUCUUCGCCCCGUUGGGACUACAGGGAUCCAUAAACCACAAGGAGGCCGUAACCAUCCCCAAGGGCUGCAUCCUGGCCUUUCGAGUGAGACAGCUGAUGGUCAAAGGCAAAGAUGAGUGGGAUAUUCCACAUAUCUACAAUGAUAACAUGCAAACCUUCCCUCCUGGAGAAAAGCCAGAGGAGAAGCUCACCCUUAUCCUGGCAUCUGAUGCUGGGGAGGAACUUGAGGACUUCAAGACACUAAAAGAAGAAGUUCAAAGAGAGAUCCAAGAAGUGGAAAGGCUGAGCCAAGUAGGGCAAAGCUCCCUGCUCACCUCCCUCAGCAAACUUCUCGGGAAGAAAAAGGAGCUACAAGACCUGGAACUCACGCUUGAAGGGGCUCUAGACAAAGGACAUGAAGUGACCCUGGAGGCACUCCCAAAAGAUGUCUUGCUAUCAAAGGAGGCUAUGGGUGCCAUCCUCUAUUUCCUUGGAGCCCUAACAGAGCUAAGUGAAGCCCAACAGAAGCUGCUGGUAAAAUCGAUGGAGAAAAAGAUCCUACCCGUGCAGCUAAAGCUGGUGGAGAGCACAAUGGAACAGAAUUUCCUACAGGAUAAAGAGGGUGUUUUCCCCCUGCAGCCUGACCUGCUCUCCUCCCUUGGGGAGGAGGAACUGACCCUCACAGAGGCCCUAGUGGGGCUGAGUGGACUUGAAGUGCAGAGAUCGGGCCCCCAGUACAUGUGGGACCCAGACACCCUGCCCCACCUCUGUGCCCUUUAUGCUGGCCUCUCCCUCCUGCAGCUCCUGACCAAGGCCUCCUAA